ACAUGAUUUCUCGCGUUGCCGUGUACCAGUAGUACAGGCGUGGUUCCCAGGCAAGAUGAAGCCCUUGGUAAAGAUGAAGUCCAUCUUGGAGGAACAGAGUGAUGCCGCGAGGGGCAGACGGCAGAGCGCGCAGAGUGCGCAGAAACGAAGAGCAGACAAAAUGGUUACAAAUAAGCGAGCUUGGCUGGCGUUGAAAAACGCACUCUGGUGGUGCUUGACAUCAGUCUUCCAUCUGUGGAACCUCAACCCCGUGAGCAUCAUCAGACGACGUCAUGCUAAACUCUACUACAUGGCUACAGACGACAACGCCGUCGCUAGACCGAGAUGGACCGAUGUCAUUUGUAAUAUCAUUUUAUCAGAUGCAAAACGUAAAGCCGUACUGCUGAAAUGGGUUCAAGGAAUGACCGGAGGGGUUGUCAUCGACAACUUCACAGACAGUUGGCAUGACGGGAUAGCACUGUGCUCCCUGUUAGAGGGUGUGUCGCCGGGUUUCUGUCCGCAGCUAAAGAAGCUGAAGUCGGAAUACAGCAAAAGCAACUGUCAGCUUGGAAUCAAGAUGGCGCAGAAGUAUCUAUCAAUGCAGAAGAUGUUCAUAAGUCCGGACAUAAUGGCCACAGCUAGGCCAGAAACAGAGAAAUUCAUCCUGCACCUGGUACAGUUGAUAAAAUGGCGGCAUCAAAGACGUCUGAAGUCGAAGACAACUCACGAGAACUCUUCUGCCAAAGAAAAUGCAAAACACAACGUCUACGAGGCACGCGGGCAUGGCCUUACCACGGCUGUUGUCGGGAAAAGAGCGACAUUCACUAUAUUCACGGAAAACAACGACUCGUUGGAUUUGAAUAUUGAAAUACGUGGCCCGAAUAACGAAAGAAACUGCGAAAAGAUAACGAAGAUAUCACCGAAUGAUAUAAGAACGUGCAGUGUAUACAGACUGGAGGAGGACGCGCGUUCCAAACACAUGGACCGUCAGACGUCGUUCCACUAUAUGGAGGACACGCUUGGUAACACCGUGGUCCGACAGAGAAGUCUCGAGGACGAUGUGAUGAACAUCAUCCCUUUCGACUAUCAGUUCAUUGACGACCAGAGCUUUGUCGUGGCUUAUGUUCCCAGCAGUAUUGGCACAUACGUGAUAGACAUCUUCUCGAGUGGAGAGAGUAUACAAGGGAGUCCGUUUGAGGUGACGGUUACCAAUACGAUGACCUCGUGGGACAAAGUGUCAAAGAAGAAACUGCUGAUGCUCAACAGAAGGACGUACGUGGAGGAAGUGGAUCGUGAUGAUGAGGAUCUACAUGGUGGCGCUUUCGCAGAAGGACGCGCUUCCAAGCUAGACCAACCGAGACUAUUGCGGCAAUACACCGUGACAAAGAGGCGGGUGAUCAAAAGGAUGAUAACGAGAAAUGGACAGGAGAUCGUGAUAACGGACCACAAUUCAACUCCGGGAACCUCGAGAGGCAGCAGCGUGGAUCUGGACCAUCAUGACUCGGAUUGGAACAGGAAACAGAAAGGCUCGAGGGCGCAGUCGCAAAUCAUACCGCGUGACGACUCCAACAACAAAGCACAGUGCAAGGGAAGUGCGAACUGUUUAGUGGCAAGACCGUUUUCUCCAGACACCGUUAGCCUCUGCAGCUUCAGCCGGAGAAGCAGUGGCGGUCUGUCCGACAGUAACACCAGCUCGUCGAGUGAUCGUCAUGGGGACGUGAAUAAUACCGAGAGCAAUGCAGAAAUCGCAAAGGUGAUAGAGAUGACAAACACGUCUGAUCAGACUAGAUGUAAGAGACCAGCACAAGACGAUAACAACACAAUGGCGUCAACUUCUACGAGCUCACACUUUGAGCAACAACAAAAUGAUCAUCGGUUUGCAUUGCAGAGAGCUGUGACGUUCAGUUUCGGAUCAAAGCCAGCUGAAAGGAACCCAUUUACAAGGUUUUCUGAAGAUAGCUCGCCGAAGGUCUCAUUUCUAAGUGCUGACACAGAGGCUGGGGUUAAUGAUGCACCAUCUGAUCAUCAAAAAACACAAUCAAACAAAACAGAACAUACCGAAUUAGAUCUUACUGAAAAUAAUCACAAACGUUUGCAUGAUGAUAACCAAUGGUUUGAGAAAGCCGCAAGUCAUCCUACCCAUUCGAUCCUGCAUUCUGCACUAGUUGACGAAAACAUGAGAAAUAAAACGCAAGCUGUUGAGAACGUUUCACCGUCAGCAAAGCCGAAGGAUCAGUGCACAAAGUUACAAAUAAGAGAAGAUUCGAAAUGCAACGAUGGCUUAGUGGUUAUACAGGAGCAGAUUGGUGACAUCAACGAGAAGAGACCGCCACACGCCAGUAACCAUUCCAGUAGCAAUGACAAACACUCGGAAUUCAAGUGGAGUAAACCUAAAUGGGCAGUAGACAAGUGGACGCAAGUGACAUCAGACGAAAUCAAGAAUGAAACCAAAUGGGGCAGGCGGGUAGUUAGAAGAAGACGAAGAAUCCCUUGCUCGUCUGAAGAAGACAUGGCCAGGAAAAUAAAGGACUACCAUUUGAAACGUGCGACGAAGAAGAAUGAACGCCAGGUUCCAGACGAAAAGGUUUCCCAUGUACAGAGAAUCGAAACGAGCAGAGAGUUUGGUAUUAACAAGACAUUAUCUGAACAACCGACGUGUCGAGUUCAACGCUGGCUUCAAAACAGUCAGUCACAUGGAGCCAUGCGGCCUGCCAGACAGUUAACGGACGACAGUGGGAUAUCAGAUGAAACUGCAGGAUUGAAUCAACUCUUUAAAACACACCUCAGUAACACGAGACCGACCAUGCAAGCGGGGACGACGAAUCAACAGAUAAGGACAGACUCCACCAUACUACCAAAACAUGGGACUCAGAACGACGAGCAUUCUGCUAGUGGGAUACCGAGUGAAUCGUUGACGAAUGUUCGCCCGAAGGAGACCGGAACUGGAUCGAGUGGGUCCGUGUGUGUCUCAGAUUCGGAACUGCAAUGUGCGCCGUCCAUUCUCAAACAGAAACGGAAACUCUUUGCAAAGACAAAAUUCAUGCGGCAAGAUGUCGAAAACCUGGACCAUGAUGUGAUAAGCAGAAUACCGAAGAUCAGACAUUCGCCAAGUGCUGCUGCCCCUUAUUUCCUGAGACAAAGACAUGCAUGUAUGAAGUCCAAGGGUCACAGUUUGCCAAACCCGUCUGCCAAAUUACAUAAAGAAAGUGAACAUAAAAUCAAAUCGUAUUUUGUACCAGAUUCUGAAUUGAUGAUUAAAAACCCCUGUGUGAAAAACAUUCAAAACCUGCCCUGUGAUUACGCCGAAAGCAAACACCAAAUAGUUCCAGAUAAUGCAAGCCAUUUGCAACAUGUACCAAAUGACGGCGUACUGGAACAUCGGCUUGUACAAAAUAAAUGUCUAGUGAUACGUACUGGAAACAUUCCUCUUAAUGAGAGUCUGCCAUCUGCUUUGUCUACGCCUGAAGAAGGUUACGAUGGAUUUGGUGUCCUGGCAGAACAACGACACGAAUUUCUGAAUGAAAUCAGAUCAUUUCAGGAUCUCGCCCUUUCCAAUGACACCACAAAUCUAGACAGCCAGAUCAGCAGCAACCCAAUGCUAGUAAACCAUAAUAGAGGAAACAUAGUGGUAUGUGAAACACCCAAAGAAACGAAAAUCAAACCAGUGUCACAUCUAGAACUCGAAUCUGAUAUUAUAGCAGAACUGGUUAAGAUUUCGCCAAACCAAGCUGAUGCAACUGAAUCUGGCAAACCGGCUCUAGUUCACGUGUUUGGAUUUUCUGGACAAGACAUUUCAGUUGACACAGAUACAAGUUUUCCAGAUGAUAUGCUAGAUAAAACAGAUGAGGAUAUUCACGGUUACGCCACGGAGGAUGAUUAUUGGGCUAGUUCAGAAAUUUCCGAAGGUUGUGUCGCCUCUGGUUUCGGUCUGAAGUACGGUUACGUCGGGAUACAAAACAAUUUUCAGGUAUGGGUGGAAGAUCCGGAUGUAGGAAAUCUAAUGGUCGGGGUGCGCGGGCCACGCCCACACUGCGUGACAGAGACGUCUACGACGUACACGGGAGACAACCUGUACGAGGUCACGUACUCGGUCACCAUGCCCGGACUGUACCUCGUCUUCAUCAAGUGGAACAACUCGCCGCUACACAACAGUCCGUUCAUUGUGAAAAUAGCAUGCGUCGAUGAUGAACACAUUGACGAUGAUUGACACGCUCAAUGUAUG
This is a messenger RNA of Gigantopelta aegis, 4201 nucleotides long. RefSeq lists its product as uncharacterized. The transcript is spliced from 6 exons. Bases 56 to 4186 code for a protein of 1376 amino acids. The record is from RefSeq and is a predicted model, not a curated record. Gene Ontology annotation, molecular function: actin filament binding. Gene Ontology annotation, biological process: actin cytoskeleton organization. NCBI's taxonomy places the organism in Eukaryota, Metazoa, Mollusca, Gastropoda, Neomphalida, Peltospiridae.